Molecule: messenger RNA, 796 nt
Organism: Eurytemora carolleeae
Lineage: Eukaryota; Metazoa; Arthropoda; Copepoda; Calanoida; Temoridae
Product: beta,beta-carotene 15,15'-dioxygenase
Exons: 6
Coding region: 53-781 (242 amino acids)
Biological process (GO): carotene catabolic process
Molecular function (GO): carotenoid dioxygenase activity
Source: RefSeq, a predicted model, not a curated record
GGAUUACGAGGUUAUUGGUAAGUUUCCUUGUCCACAUUUACCAUCAAUUCACAUGAUCUCCAAUACAGAGAACUUUGCUGUUAUCAUGCUCUAUCCAGUAUCCAUGGACUUAGGCCGGAUGUACCAGGAGAAUAUGCACCCCUUGAGGGGUAUGGCACCUCUAGAGGGUCCAACAAGAAUAUAUAUUAUGGAUCUCAGGAAUGGGAAUGUGAUAUCAGGAAUUUCCACUGACCCUGGAAUAUCCUUUUCAACUCAUCAUGUAAAUGCCUGGGAGGAGGGAGAUGAAAUAGUUAUUGAUUAUGCAUCAAAUAUGUGGAGUAAUAUGCCGAAUUAUUUGAACUUCAAGAACAUUAUGUCAGAGGAUAAGGGUAACAUAGUUCCAACAUUUCUGAUGAAACGGGCUAGAAUAAACAUUAAAACUAAGGAGGUAAAGGUGCAUGAUUGGAAGAAUGCUCUAGAAAUACCAUACAUUAAUUAUCUCGAGUUUCCCAAUAUUAAUACCAAUUAUAACGGAAUCAGAAAUAGGUUUGUAUAUGGAUGGAUAGGUAUAGACAACCAGAGACAAGGAUUGGUUAAGAAAGAUCUAGAAGAUUCUAGAAAUGACAAGGUUUGGUCUGUUCCUUUCCAUUACCCUGGAGAACCCUUCUUUGUAGCAAAUACAGAAGGUAAAGACGAGGAUGAUGGAAUAGUUUUGUCUAUUGUCUAUGAUGGAACUUUUAAGAAAUCAUAUAUUCUUCUUCUUGAUGGAAAAACAUUCGACGUAAGUGUUUAUUAUUAUUAACCUUUCAUUUGCAUG